Molecule: messenger RNA, 2982 nt
Organism: Trichophyton rubrum CBS 118892
Lineage: Eukaryota; Fungi; Ascomycota; Eurotiomycetes; Onygenales; Arthrodermataceae
Exons: 17
Coding region: 1-2982 (993 amino acids)
Biological process (GO): mismatch repair; chiasma assembly
Cellular component (GO): nucleus
Molecular function (GO): mismatched DNA binding; ATP-dependent DNA damage sensor activity; ATP binding
Source: RefSeq, a predicted model, not a curated record
AUGGCACGAUCAUUCCCAGCCAGGGAGAGGAGGAAUCCAUUCACCAAAGGUCGUGGAAGAGGGUAUUUUUCCCGAAGGUCUCGUGGAAACAGAACCUCGAGCCAAGAUACCCACUAUAUUUCAUCACGGCCAUCUUAUUCCAGAGCCGUUUCGGUCGCAACGAGUAGAAAUCCGCAGAAUGAAAAUGAAAAUCUUCCCUCCAAUACAUUGCCACAUAGUCAAGUUUCUACCCAGGAGGAGCGAUUGGACGAUGAUGAUGAAGAGCUUUGCAAAGUUGUCAUGGCCGUAGAUAUGAAGGACCAAGGAACAAUCGGCUGCAGUUAUUAUUCUGCUCAGGAAGAGAAACUAUAUGUCAUGGAGGACAUCGUCUAUGGUGGGUAUGGUGUUAUUGACAUCUUAAAACUAGAAAUCGAACCCACAGUGCUGCUGCUAUCUCUGCGGGCUGAUCAGGGAUUAGAAGAUCCUACACAUCCGGAAGGCACAAGUCGUGCUACCUCUGACAUCGAUUCGCAUCUCCAGCUACCAUACCUGCUAGACGUGCGUCCAACCCAAGAGUUUGGAUUUGAAAAUGCAAAGAUCAAACUCGCAGCUUUCAAAUUCAACUCUGAGUCUAAUGAAACGUUUAAGUUCCUUAUACCGGGAACAGGCUUCUCUCAUGAUGGUAAUGUUACAGGAGAAAAUGUUGAAUUCACAGAACAGCAAGGCGAUUUAUUGAACAUCGGUGGGUUCGUUGACAUGGAAAACCGUAUAUCCGUCGGCUGUGCAGGAGCGAUUCUCACGUACUUGCAAAGGAAACGUGCUACUUUAUCCCUGCAACAUGGCUCAUUAGGCGCUCCCGCAAUCGGUAUUAGCGCUAUUGGGAUGAUUAGCCUACAAAAAGCAAUGCUCAUCAAUAGAGAUACCCUGGCUUCCCUUCAAAUACUACAGUCCGAGUCCCAUCCAAACGCCUUCAAUCAAGGCCCAGGCAAAACGUCAUCAGGGUCGAAGGAAGGAUUAUCUAUAUAUGGUCUCUUCCAUCAUUUUGCAAGAACACCCCAAGGAAAACGCUUGCUAAAGCAGCUUUUUCUUCGUCCAAGUACUGAUCCCACCGUAAUUGGCCAGAGACAUGAAUUCAUCAGUGUCUUUUUACGGCCAGAAAAUGACCCUACCCUUGGACAACUCAUCAAAAGCUUGAAGAAUAUUAAGAAUAUGAGACCAGUUAUGAUUCAUCUGCGAAAAGGAAUCAGUACUGGAAGUGCGAAGUUCAGAGGGUUUAAAGGCGUAGUGUGGUCCAGUCUACUUGACUUUGCGUUUCAUGCCAUUGAUGUCAAUCUAGCUUUGAAGGAAGUUACUGGGGUUCAAGCACUAGACGUUUGCAUGAAGGCACUACUAAAGCUUGAUCUAGCCCAGCUACAUCAGGUUGGGGCUAAAAUCCAUGAGAUAGUUGACCUUUCUAUUUCUGUCGAGGAGCAUCGCACAGUGGUUCGAUCUGGAAUUGAUCAGGAACUGGACAAUUUGAAGGAGACUUAUAGCGGUAUGGAUAGCUUGCUCAACCAGGUCGCUGUCAACAUUGCCGCAUCCCUCCCAGAGGCGAUAACUAAGGAAAUAAAUGUCGUUUAUUUCCCACAGCUUGGCUUCAAUAUCGCUAUGCCAUUUGACGAUAGGGAUAUGCCCAUGUAUGGUUCAAACGACGAGGACUGGACUCAGGUAUUCAACACGGAAAAUAGAGCUUAUUUUAAAGACUCAAGAAUGCGUGAAAUGGAUGAGAAACUCGGUGAUGUAUACGGAUUAAUCUGUGAGAAGGAAAUAGAAAUCGUUUAUAAACUUGCACAAGAUAUCUUGACAUACGAGAAGAUGCUUGUUGAUGCGUCUAAUAUAUGUGGGGAAAUUGAUAGCCUUCUGGCUCUAGUCCAGGGUGCUAGUUUGCAUAAACUUGUACGACCUCGCAUGACCGAGGAGAAUGUAAUAUCCAUCAAGAGUGGCCGUCAUAUGCUCCAUGAAGCAACAGUGUCAUCAUUUGUACCCAACGAUACAUUUAUUGUCGGCGGGAAAGGGUCCAUGGAGGACACCCCAAAUGAUGUGCCCUCUAACACUGACCCACGUCCCGCAGGAGAAACAACUCAGAGACCAAGCAUGCUCCUCUUGACCGGUCCAAACUUCUCAGGGAAGAGUGUCUACCUCAGCCAGGUUGCUAUCAUUGUUUAUAUGGCUCAUAUUGGAAGCUUUGUCCCCGCUGAUAGCGCCAUAAUUGGCUAUACUGAUAGGAUAUUGACUAGAAUAUCAACUCGGGAGACCGUUUCAAAGAUUCAAAGUACAUUUGCGAACGACCUUCAACAGGUAUCAUUUGCCCUAAAUCAAGCUACCAAUAGAAGUUUGAUAAUCAUUGAUGAAUUCGGCAAAGGCACUGAAUCAUCCGACGGUGCAGGUCUGGCCUGCGGAUUGUUUGAAUACCUCCUAAGUGUGGGAGAUCAGCGCCCAAAGGUGAUUGCAGCUACCCAUUUCCAUGAGAUAUUCGAAAAUGGGUUCCUCAAAUCACGCCCAGAGCUAGAAUUUGGUCACAUGGAAGUUCAAAUCAAUCGUUCCGCUGAGAAUGUUGAGGAUCAAGUCACAUACCUCUAUAAUUUCCGGCUGGGAAAGAGCAGCUCGAGCUUUGGAACCAACUGUGCUGCAAUGGCAGGGAUAGAUACUGGAAUAGUCUCUCGCGCACAGGAAAUAGAAGCAUUGAUACAUCGCAAGGAAGAUCUGGUAGCUAGUUGCGCAAGAAUGACCGCAAGAGAGGCGGAAGAGCUUGAACAGGCGGAGCAUCUGGCAAGGAAAUUCCUGGAAGCCGACUUUUCAAAUGUUGGUUCCGGAGAAGAAACGACAACAACAUGCGCCAGAUCACUCCUAGAGGAGAUAAUAGGGAGUAGGAUGGAUGAAGUCUCCCGUGUUAUGGGGUCGGAUGAGAAUAUAGAGAAUAGUCCACCUCCCGCUGUAAAUUCUUUAUCUCUCCUGUCGCCUUAA